Centropristis striata (black sea bass) is the source of this 2829-nucleotide messenger RNA. It is a transcript of the gene cyld2, whose product is annotated as cylindromatosis (turban tumor syndrome), b. Lineage: Eukaryota; Metazoa; Chordata; Actinopteri; Perciformes; Serranidae. Gene Ontology annotation, biological process: protein K63-linked deubiquitination. Gene Ontology annotation, molecular function: cysteine-type deubiquitinase activity; K63-linked deubiquitinase activity. The transcript is spliced from 14 exons. Gene Ontology annotation, cellular component: cytosol. Bases 193 to 2343 code for a protein of 716 amino acids. The record is from RefSeq and is a predicted model, not a curated record.
UGGACCCACCUCCCCAGCACAAGUGAAGUGGAGGCGAGCUGUAAGCGUUGAAGUCACCUGCUGCUUUUUGAGGACAAUUAAUGUUGAAGCAGUGGUGUAGCCGGUCGGGGAGUAAUUACUCUUGAAGGUUAACAGCUUCUACAAGCGAUAACCUGCUUCACAACUGUUUAAAAGACUAUAAGUGGUGCAAAUAUGGAGCCCAGACCUCUACUAAAAGAGAAGUUUUUCAUCGUGGUACGCGGAAAGUCGAGGAAAGGCUUCAGCCGAGGAUGUAUUGGCCGUGUGGAGGCAGAGCUGCAGCAUGGGGAGCUGAUGGGGCUGAUGUACUGCGGAGGCAGCAACGCAGGGAGUCCCAAGAGCGGAGGCAUCGUGAAGAGGGAGGACACCUACCACCUGACCCGCCACCAGGCCCAGCUACUGCUCUUCGUGUCCCCCGCAAGCAAACGCCUGGAGCUGCUGUGUAACCCCCAGCUGUUCUCGGCCAUUUGUGAGCUGUCUCAGGACGACCUGGUGGUGGUGAAGCACAAAAAGGGACACCUGCCAGGGCUGGUGAAGAACCUGAUGCAGAUUGGGAGGAAGGAGAACAAAGAUGACCUUCAAAUGCUUGGCUUUGAGGUGGAAUUUGUGGACAAUGAUAACAAGUUGUCAUCCAAGAAACCCGCUCCUCUGCCCCUGUUCAGUGCGGCAGACAUCGUCCAGGUGGUCCCAUCUCACUCUGUUCCCUUCGGACUGCACUGGAAAGAAGGACAAUAUGGGAGUCUAAACAGAAAAGCAGUUACGCGCAUCAACUCCAUGCCAAGUAUUGGAUCUCGUGCACGACAAUUGAGGGGGGGCCAUACAGAACACAGUGUCAUUCAGAGCCUGACAGAAGAGAGAACUUCAAGCAAUACUCAUGUGCCUCUGGAGGUGGGAUCCCUGGUGGAGGUGAUGUCCAACUCGGGGAUCACGGUGUACGGGGUUGUCCAGUGGCUGGGCAUCCCUGAAAGAAAGACUGAAGAGUGGGCUGGGAUUGAAUUAGACUAUGAGGUGAAGGGCUGCUCUGAUGGGACAUACGGAGGCCAGAGGUAUUUCACCUGCAGUGGGAGCAGGGCUUUAUUUGUUCCUGUCACAAAGUGCAGCCCUGAUGGCAGGUUCGUCUGCUCCUCUACAGGAAGGGAGCCCUCCAAACCCCCCGACAUGCCUCCAGUUCCUCCAUUUGAGGACUUGGAGGAGGAUGCACCGCCUAUUCCUGAAUCAGAGGCUUUGUCUUUGUUAGUAGGAAGAAUGAAAGGGAUUCAGGGCCACAUUAACUCCUGUUACCUUGAUGCCACACUCUUCAGUUUGUUCGGCUCAUCCCUGACCUUGGAUAAUAUCUGCUCAAAGCCUGAGGACAAGGAGCAACCUAUAACCUGCACUCUUCGAAAAAUAGUCAACCGUUUGCGCAGACAAGGGUUUGUUCCUGCUGAGAGUGUGAUGAAUUUUCGUAAACAGCUUGGCUGCGACACUUUCCGAACUGAGGAAAAAGACCCAGAGGAAUUCAUCACAGUCCUGUUUCAGAAGGUGCUUCACAUGGAGCCACUACUAAAGCUCAGAUCGAGACAAGAAACGUGCCAGGGUGCCUACACAUUCCAGAUCUUUCUGGAAAAAGAACAGAUGGGACAGAUGCCCACUGUCCAACAGCUGCUGGACACAUCUUGCCUGUCAGGUGACCUCAAGUUUGAAGAGAUGCCGUCCUGCCUGAUGGUUCAGAUGCCAAGGUUUGGAAACAACUAUAAGAUGUUUUCUCACAUCAUUCCCUCCACUGAGCUGGACAUCACAGAUCUCCUAUACAACUCUCCAAGGGAAUGCUUCCUCUGUGGUUCUUUGGCAGAGUAUGAGUGUCUCCAGUGUCUAUCAGAUCGCCAACUGCAGCCAGGGAGAAUAAAGCAGUACUGCUCUACCUGCAACACACAGGUGCACACUCAUCACUCACGCCAGGGUCACUCCCCCAAAGCUCUCUCAGUCCCAGCAGAUGCAGCCUCUGAUCCCCCUGUGCCCAGACACAUGAUGCAGCUGUUUGCUGUGCUCUGCAUUCAAACCAGCCACUAUGUGUCCUUUGUCAAAUACGGCCCUGAUCCUCACUCCUGGCUCUUCUUUGACAGCAUGGCAGACAGAUGCGGUGAUGAUCAACAUGGAUACAACAUUCCUGAGAUCCGAGCUUGUCCGGAGCUGGGUGACUUCCUGUCCCAGCCGGAGGAGGAGCUAACCUGGGCCAACAUGUCCCAGGCUCCUGAACUAGUGCGGAGGUUGCUGUGUGACUCCUACAUGUUGUUAUACCAAAACCCUGCCAUGCCUCUUACACAGCCGAACCAUCAGGAGUCUUAAACGCAUGUUGAGGACGAGGACACUACGUUCCCAUAACAGUGCCUUUAUAACCUUGCAUCUCUGCUUAAUCAGCAAGAUUAUGUGUUGAUCAUUACAUCCAUACAGCAGGAACUGAGUUGGAUGACUUGAACAUCAUGGGGGAAAAACAAUAUUGUUAAAGAGAAACAAUAUAAAACAAUAAAAAUAAAUACACAAAAAAAAAGAGAAACAAUAUAAGUUAUUGUUGACGAUGAAUGAUUAUAGUCAAAGGUGAUGUGUAAAGAGAAAACUUCAUUCUUUAUUUCUUGAAGGUCUUGCUAUUUUUACGCUGUGAUUAUUUAUAUUAAGACUUCUUUGAAGGAAAUUGUGACAUUAGACAAAUUGCACAUAAAUGACUUGACUAUAUUAUAGUGUUAUUGUUUUGUGCACUUGAUGACAUGCUUGUAUUGCAUUUUUAACUCUGGAUUGUCAAUUGUGACGCUAAGUAAAGCUAUGAUUAUCUUGUUG